ACGUCAUUGAGGGAAAGCAGAGCAGAAGAGCGAAACAUGGCGACAUCAAACAAUCCGCGGAAAUUUAGCGAGAAAAUCGCUUUACAUAAUCAGAAGCAGGCAGAGGAGACCGCAGCAUUCGAGGAAGUGAUGAAAGAUUUGAGUAUUACCCGAGCAGCGAGGUUACAGUUACAGAAGACCCAGUAUUUACAGCUGGGACAAAACCGUGGGCAGUACUAUGGCGGAUCAUUGCCAAAUGUCAAUCAGAUUGGAAAUGGCACCAUUGACAUGCCUUUUCAGACUCCCUUUCAAGGUUCAGGUGACACUAGCAGGACAACACGGCAUCAUGGAUUGGUUGACAGAGUUUACCGGGACAGAAACCGCAUCACGUCCCCACAUGGAAGGCCCCUCGACAAACAUGGACGCCAAAUUGAUAGCUGUCCAUACGGUUCAGUGUAUCUGUCCCCCCCACCUGACACCAGUUGGAGGAGGACUAACUCGGACUCUGCGUUGCAUCAGAGCACCUUGAACCCACAGGACAUUUUCGCGGGAGUCUCACAGGACAUGCAGCCUAAACGAGUGCUUCUGCUUCAUGUACCAAGGCCAGAAGACACAGAAUCAGAUAUGGACAAAGACGAACAAAAACAGAACUGGGAUGGGAAAAAGAAUGCUUCAUCAAGGUCCAAGGUCCCAGGAAUCAAUAUAUUCCCGUCUCCGGAUCAGGAUCUGACCGCGACACUGAUGCCAUCAGCCCACGACACGGGCGGUGGCUCCCUGCCUGAUCUGACCAACAUCCAGUUCCCCCCUCCGCUGCCCACCCCCCUGGACCCCGAAGACUCCACCCUCAGCGCCUCCAACAGCACGGGAAACCUGGCCCCCAGCCACUCACACAGUUUCAGUUCCACCAGCCAAGGACAGACCACCUCCCAGCAAGGCAGGCAGGACAACAUGGUCAACCAGGACUCCCACCAGAACCACUCCCAACAGCUCUCCCCCACCCUGUCGCCACCGCUCACCCUCGCCCAGGUAGCGGAGACCAUAGAUGCCAUGACUCUGGAAGCGCAGAUGUCCCAGUAUGCGUUCUUCAGCCAGUCCUCCUCUCAGCAGCAGCAACAGCAGCAGACCACUCAAGGACUGACCAGGCUGGUCCAGCUCCCCUCCCCUCUGAACACCUCCAUCCAGACACAGAACUCCAUGGAUAUGAACUCGGGCUCUUUCCCCCAACAGUACCGCAGUAGGGCUGGGUCUUCAGCCAAUCAGUCUCCAACCUCUCCAGUCUCCAAUCAAGGCUUCUCACCUGGAGGCUCGCCUCAACACAACUCCAUAUUGGGGAGUGUAUUUGCAGACUUCUAUGACCAGCAACUCGCAUCCAGACAGACCAGUGCUCUCUCCCAACAGCUGGAGCAGUUCAACAUGAUCGACAACAAUAGUCUGUACGGACAGGGCUCAACCCUCAACUACUCCCAAGCAGCCAUGAUGGGUUUGACGGGAAGCCACGGCAACCUGCAAGACUCCCAGCAGCUGGGCUACAGUAGCCAUGGCAACAUCCCCAACAUCAUUCUCACAGCCACAGGAGAGUCUCCACCCAGACUGUCCAAGGGGUUGUCUUCUAGCUCUCUGUCAGCUGACAUCAGCUUCGAUGCGGACUCUCAGUUUCCCCUAGACGAGCUGAAGAUCGACCCGCUGACCCUGGACGGGCUGCACAUGCUCAAUGACCCUGACAUGGUCCUCACUGACCCUGCCACUGAAGACGCCUUUCGGAUGGACCGGCUGUAGAGCUGCUGCCAAAGUCACCGACGGUGUCGGUGAAACCCGGCCUGAGGGGUUGAGGGCUUGUGUCUGAGGGGAGAGGGCUACUUUUGGGGUGUGAGAGCCCAAGGCGAGGCCCCAGCUGUGAAGUGUGUUCAUCCCACCUCCCUUCACCAGCAGCUCCUUUCUAAGAGCUAUGGGAUAGUGAGGUAGUAGGGAAAUUAGUUUGUCAAGAAAUGGUCGACACAGUUUGCUUUCUCUCUUCAGAAUGGGAAAGAUGGAUGGCAACGUUGUCAUGUCUGGUGGAUAUUGAGCUUAUGGUCCUGCUGUGACUAGUUUGUGCUUACCUUUCUUCAUCCCUUAACCCUCUUUUCUUUUUCUUUUUUUACACAUGCAUCCUGCCGGCCAUUCUGUUGGAUGCUUUGGUUUUUGUAAAGAAGAAAAACAGUAGGGGCUACAACACUACAUUGGUCUCGCCUCCCAUUUUGAAGACAUUAACUGAUUCAAAUCAUGUCUGCAGGGGAAACUGUUUAUCUUUCUCUCACCUGCCAUAUUAGAUUAGCAUGUCUUAGCUUAAAUAAUCACUCAUCUGCUUUU
This is a messenger RNA of Salvelinus fontinalis (brook trout), 2325 nucleotides long. It is a transcript of the gene crtc1a, whose product is annotated as CREB regulated transcription coactivator 1a. Gene Ontology annotation, molecular function: cAMP response element binding protein binding. Bases 37 to 1755 code for a protein of 572 amino acids. The transcript is spliced from 14 exons. Gene Ontology annotation, cellular component: cytoplasm; nucleus. The record is from RefSeq and is a predicted model, not a curated record. Gene Ontology annotation, biological process: protein homotetramerization; positive regulation of transcription by RNA polymerase II. Lineage: Eukaryota; Metazoa; Chordata; Actinopteri; Salmoniformes; Salmonidae.